UUCUCAGUGCGCGCGCUGACUCCACACACGCGCAUAUCCCAGUGUCGGUGGCGCACGGCGGUGCUGCUCGGCUCGGCUCGGCCGCUUCACACGGACGCUCGCGCACCGGGUCAGGGGGAGGAAACCGACAAGCCACAGUGAGAGCAAAGCCAAGCAGCAAUGAUGGUCGGCGGGCCGUGCGCGCGCAAGUCGGCUCGCCGCUCGCGCUCCGCGCUGAUCGCCGCGCUCACCGUGCUGCUCGUGCAGACGCUCAUCGUGUGGAACUUCAGCAGCCUGGAUUCCGGGGACGCCGGGGAGAACGGAGGAGGAGGUGGAGGUGCUGGAGGCGGAGGCGCGGGCAGGGAGAAGAGAGACCGGCUCGGAUUGAACAAAGCGUACGGUGAAUAUCCGAGAAACCGGAGGCAGCAGCUCGGGAAAGCGACCCUGCGCCACAAGCCGCAACCGGACUACUUACAUCAUCCCAAGGAGAAGGUCCGUGUGGACAGCAACAAUGAGAACUCUGUGCCCAAAGACUUUGAGAGCAUCGACAACAGUAACUUUGCGGCACGUCUUCAGACGCAGCGUCACGCUUCCAAUAAGCAACAGGAGGUGCCUGAGAAAGCCAAGAGCUCCAACGAACUCGUCCACUACAGCGUUAACCAAACAGGGUCGAGGCACCGGCAUGACGCCUCCCUCACGCCACUUCCUCAGCGCCAUCACAACCAGCGGGUCAAGAGUUCAGGCGCUGCCACGCAAGAUAUUAAAUAUGACCAGCCACCAAAAUGCGAGAUCACAGGCAAGGAGGCCAUUUCGGCUCUGUCGCGCGCUAAAACCAAGGAAUGCAGACAGCAGAUUGCCGAAGUGUACUGCCGCCACAAAGACAAGCAACUGAUGCCGGAGAAAGUCACUCGUUAUUGCCCCCUAGAGGGUAAAGCGAGUGUGAACAUGCACUGGGAAGAGGACUCCAUGGAAACAGUGCCAGCUGUACCUGUACGUAUCGCCUUCGUGCUGGUGGUCCAUGGCCGAGCCUCGCGCCAAGUGCAACGUCUCUUCAAAGCCAUUUAUCAUACCUCACACUUCUACUACAUCCACGUAGACAAGCGCUCGGACUACCUCCACAGGCAGAUGCUAGAGCUGACUAAGCGCUACCCGAAUGUCCGUGUGACGACUUGGCGCAUGGCGACGAUCUGGGGUGGAGCCAGUCUUCUCAGCAUGUACCUGGAGAGCAUGACGGACCUACUGGCCAUGAGCCACUGGCCCUGGGAUUUCUUCAUAAAUCUGAGUGCUGCUGAUUACCCCAUCAGGACCAACGAUCAACUGGUGGCUUUCCUUUCUAAGUAUCGCAACAUGAACUUCAUCAAGUCUCAUGGGAGAGAUAAUGCUCGAUUCAUCAGAAAGCAGGGCCUGGACCGGCUCUUCUUUGAGUGUGAUACACACAUGUGGCGUCUGGGGGACAGGAAGAUUCCAGAAGGCAUCGCUGUUGAUGGAGGCUCUGAUUGGUUCCUGUUGAACCGCGCUUUUGUGGAAUACAUCAUCAACUCCGAUGACGACCUGGUGACCAGUAUGAAGCGAUUCUAUGCUUACACUCUGUUGCCUGCCGAGUCGUUUUUCCACACUGUGCUGGAGAACAGUCCUCACUGCGAGAGCAUGGUGGACAACAACCUCCGUAUCACCAACUGGAACCGAAAGCUGGGCUGCAAGUGUCAGUAUAAGCACAUUGUGGACUGGUGUGGAUGUUCCCCCAAUGACUUCAAACCCUCUGACCUGCCCCGCUUCCAGCAAACAGCUCGGCCCACGUUCUUUGCACGCAAGUUUGAGGCCAGUGUGAAUCAGGAGAUUGUGAAUCAGCUGGAUGCCUUCCUGUUUGGAAGUUACCCUCAAGGCAUGCCGGGACUCAAAGCCUACUGGGAGAACAUUUAUGAUGAGCCUGAUGGUGUCCACAGCUUGAGUGAUUCCCUUCUCACUCAUUACCAUGCUUUUGCCCGCCUUGGCCUGGUACGAGCCGCCAACUCCCUUCAAGGAGACACCAGUGACAACCGUUGUAGGUACUAUUCCAUGGGACAUCCUGUGGCUGUACAUAUAUACUUCCUGUUUGAUGAGUUCCAGGGUUACCUGGUGAAGCAUCAAGCCACCAAUCUGGCCACCAGCAAGCUGGAAACUCUGGAGACCUGGGUGAUGCCUAAGAAGUUCUUCAAAUUUACCAACCCUCCAAGCAAUUUCAACAGACUGCAGUUUGCUGAGAUUGGAACAGACUGGGAUGCCAAGGAGAGAAUCUUCCGUAAUUAUGGUAAUCUGAUCGGGCCUCUGGACGAACCAGUGGGAAUGCAGAAGUGGGCCAAAGGUUCCAAUGUGACAGUGACAGUGGUGUGGAUUGACCCUACUAAUGUGAUUGCUGCCACCUAUGAUGUUUUGAUCGACUCCACUGCAGAGUUCACACACUACAGGCCUCCACUGAAUACACCCCUGCGGCCCGGCAUGUGGACAGUCCGAGUGCUGCACCACUGGAACCCUGUGGCUGAGACACGCUUCCUUGUUACACCACUUACACACCACAAACACCUGCCCAUCCGCCAAGAAGAUGCCUUGAAAGUGCACAACGGUCCACCCAAGAACAGCUACAUGGAGCAGAGCUUCCACGGGCUGAACCCCAUCCUGAAUAUCCCAGUACAUUUGGGCCAAGUGGAGGAGGCAGAGCAUAAUGCCGGGCUGACGGGGAUGCGUUUAGAGCGCUGGGUUGACAGCCUGAUUGGUGAUGUGUGGGGAGCUGCGGACAUUUGUUCGGCAACGCCCUCUGGCUGUCCCGUCUUGCAGUCUUGCAGAGACACAGCAUGGAGCUCACUCAGCCCUGAUCCAAAAUCACAGCUAGGGCCUCUCAAAGCAAAUGGCACCAUAAGGUAGCAGGAACGCUACCACUGCCCUGCAUCUCCUGCUGCAUCACCAUCGUUUUGCUGUUGAUAUGUUUUGUUAUUUAUUUCCUUUUAACAUUGCUCAGAUAAAUCUGAGCUGCAAGACCCUUGUUGGUCGAGGGGUGAGACAUCGUACACUGAGAAUUUUUUUAAGCAGAUCUUUAUGAAGUGUUGUUUCAGACUCAUAUGAGUGCAGUUGAGCUUUUUUCUAUUUAUUUAGUUUUGAAAAUUUAAAUAACUGUGAUCAGUUUUUUUUUUAAACUUGAUCAAAUUUUUUCUUUGAAAAUUCAAAUGCCUUUUGCAUUGACUUUGCUGGGGACAUUUGCAAGCACAUAACGGACCUCAACAUAGGUACUGUGACCAAAAGGGAUUCAUUUAGAGUAAGUCUUUUUAUCUAUAACACAGGUAUCCACACACAAACACACACACACACACACACACACACACACACACAUUACCCCCGCAGUGCAGAUGUAUUCGCAAAAUGCUAAACUGCGGCAAUAAAGCUAUGAGAUGGGAGUCUCCAGCUGCUCAGAGUCAGUAAGGCACUUUACCCCCAGCCACAGCGGCCUUUGUGGGCUGCUCUAUAGGAAUGAACAUUGAGUUAAUUGCCAAGUAUAGUUAAGCUGGGCCACACUCCACAUUUCCACUAGUGCAGGAGCCUAAAGCAGAAUGUGUGUGGGAAGGUUCUUGGAAUUGUCAGGCUGUCUGUCUGUCUUUAUCUGUCUCUGUCUCUCUCUCUCUCUCUCUCUCUCUCUCUCUCUCUCUCUCCUGGCUUUUUUUCCGAACUCUUGACUCUACAGCUUGCUAUUGCCUGCAGGCUGCCUGACUUGAAUUGGAAAGUGUCAGCUGUGCUGGCACACAAAGGGAGAAAAAAUAUAAUAAAAAAAUAUUUUAUUCUUUUUACUUUAUUUUCCCUAAAGCAGAAGAUUUACUGUGUAGGGUAAGGGUACCAAGUUGGCUAUUUAUUCAUGUGUUUAUAUAAAUCAAAUAGCUAUUUUUUUAGUCAAUGACUAAUGUCUAUAUGCUGUUUUUUUGCAGCUCAAUCAAUACCUUUUUGUAAAAUUACAAGCUGCCUUUAUUUACAAAGGCCAUCAAACCCAGAUAAAUUAAACACAGCACAGGAUUAAAUUUAACGUUAAUGUUUUAACCUCCCUGACCAGACCCUACAGCAAACCUAGACUAGACCCACAUUAGACAGAUGACGUCUUUUUGUUAAAUCUAAAAAAUAACCUGAACUUUUCCUCUUAUUUCAAAACUGUUCCAAUACUCGUUGAAGCCUCAGUAACUGUUGAUAAGGCCUCUAAAUUCUCCAAUGUGACACACCAGCCAUGCAGACAUCACAUUUUCCAAGCAUGUAGUGUACACCUCCAUAAUAAUCACAGGACCGCCCCUGUUUUCUGACUGCUUGAGGUGUAUUUUUAGCAGAGAAGAUUGCAAGCUUGCCGGACCCCACAAUUUUCACUGGAGAUUUUCCUUCGUUUUUAUACCGCACUUAUGGUUCCAAAUUAAGAGCAUAAGACUCAGUAUAUAUGUACAGGCGGACCCUUGGGCAUCUAUUGAAGGGCAAGACCGGCUGUACUUCUCUGUAUGAAACCCAGAUUGUUGUCCAGUCCUCUGAGGUUAUGUCCAAUACAAAGUAAAACAUCAGGAUUUCAUUGUUGUUGUAACGGGGUUUGUUGUGUUGAAUUUCCAGUGAAGCACUUGUGUUAUUUUGUGAGGUUUUAACGGUAUCAAAGCUUUUCUGACAACAUCCCAUUCACUGCUAGUGGUGUUAUGAGAGUAUUGAAGACAUUGUCACAUUUCUAAUUUAAGACCUAAAUACUUGACAGCAAACAAGUAUUCAUCUGUUGGAUUUUUUUAUUAUCAUUUUUUUAUAAAGAGAAUAAUGUGUGUGGCUAUACAGUAUGAGUGUAUUUAGGAUUAUAAAACCGCACAAUUGUUCUGGAGAAAAUCUUUUGAAGAAACCAAUCUACCAUUAUUUAGCUCUUUUUAUCGACCGUUCCCAUCAAACCUCAUUUAAAACUCACUUCUAUGUAGUCUUAUGUACUAUAGCUAUUUUGAUAGGAAUGAAAAUGUAAUUUUUUGUAAUGGGCAGAUGUUUUUAAAGUAUUAAAUAGUGUGCAGAGUCUCAGUUGCAAUGAUCCGCUCCAGAUGGGGAAAAAAAAUGUAAUGUGACAGCGUGGAAGGCUAGAGAGACAGAAAAGCCUGACUGUGUGAUUUAUAAUGCUCUUAAUGAUCAUUUUGCCUUUUGUAGAGUUUCAUGGCAAAUUGUUGUUGUCAGUGCUGGAAUGUUUUGUUGGGCAAAUGUUGCACAAUCUAUUCUGAAUCCCCGGCUCUCUCCGGCAGGAGGUGGCCUGCGUGCCUUAGCUUCUCUCCUGUCUAAGGAACUCCCAACCUUCUGUGUGUAAACGUCAAGCCAAAAGAAAAGAAAUUCAUUCUCUGCUGGUGUAAAAAUGCUUUCUGUAUUACUGCUCUGUUGUCACCCCCCAUGACUGAAUUUUAUUUUAAUUAAAAGAAAUAAAUAAUUUGUCUUCA
Silurus meridionalis is the source of this 5423-nucleotide messenger RNA. RefSeq names its product xylosyltransferase I (gene xylt1). Gene Ontology annotation, cellular component: membrane. The record is from RefSeq and is a predicted model, not a curated record. Lineage: Eukaryota; Metazoa; Chordata; Actinopteri; Siluriformes; Siluridae. The transcript has 11 exons. The coding region runs from base 160 to 2877 and encodes 905 amino acids. Gene Ontology annotation, molecular function: protein xylosyltransferase activity. Gene Ontology annotation, biological process: chondroitin sulfate proteoglycan biosynthetic process; heparan sulfate proteoglycan biosynthetic process.